AUGAAGACAAGAUCGUCAAAAAGGCUUGCAGACACCGGAAAAGCAACAGAGACUCCUCAAGUAGGAGCUUUUGCAAGCUCUAGUCAGAUCAAGGCCUUGGACAGCCGAUCUGUAACGCAGACAGCAGAUGCAACCGCAGCGCCAAACCCAACCGCAGACCCCGAAGAUUUAAUAUCAGUAAAGUCUGGCCCUCAACAGUUUUCGACUUUCAGACCGACAAAAAGCAAUUCCCGCAAAAUCGCUGGUGGGAUUCUGGAACUAAGGCUUCACGAUAGCGAGCUAUGGUAUUCGGGUAGCCGACGGCGAAGUUACAGUCGCUGGGGCAAGCGUUCGGCCCCCGAUGGCAUCAAAUGGGUUCAUGCGCCUCACUGCCAUGCAAUUCCUGUGCUGCGUUGUACGGAGGAGACUAAACUGGAGCUUCACCCACAUCCGCAAGGAGCCAGCCUUCGAAAACUUGAGCGACUUUCGCCCCUCUUUCGAAGUCUAUGGCACGAGCCGGAGGCAAGGUCGAGCAAGCAAGCCCUCAAAAGAGACACCUACAAGAUUAUAUGCACAACCGAAGAUGCGCCGAAGCGGGCUUUGAUCCAGGACCUGCGCGCUCACCCCGCAUGGAAUAAGAAACUGGCGGGCUUGACGAAAGCAAGGCAGCCAGAUCAACCACCACUGAGCGUGAUGCUCUGUGGCCCCAAGUCGUCUGGAAAGUCCACGUUUGGUCGAAUAUUGGGCAACCGCCUUCUUACGGGCGUUGGCCAGCAGACCCGAAAUCGGAAAACACCCUUAUCGGUGGUUGUGCUGGACCUUGAUCCCGGCCAGCCAGAGUACACUCCCGCAGGCACGAUCGCAUUGGUCCAGGUCAGAGAACCAAAUCUGGGCCCGUCCUUCACCCACAUCGCGGCAGGCGAGCAGCACGUAUCUGUUGUCAGAUGCCACUCAAUUGCCUCAGUAUCUCCGGCCUCAGACCCGGAGCUGUAUCUGGAAUGCGCACUGGAUCUUUACCAACGUUACCAAAGCACUUGUAAGGGACUGCCCUUGAUCAUCAACACGCCAGGUUGGGUUUUGGGCACCGGUCUCGACCUCUUGACCGAAUUGGCGACGAUUAUCAAACCCACCGAAGUCAUAUAUAUGUCCGAAGACGGUCCUAAGGAGACUGUCGAGGGCUUGCAAGUGGCGUGCAAGGGGACUUUCACCCUCCUACCUUCCCAGCAGUCGGAGUUCACAUCGAGAACGGCGGCACAUUUGCGCUCGAUGCAGGCGCUCGCAUAUUUCCACACCGUUCGAAAUCCUUCGAACAAGCUGACAUGGGACCCGACUCCGUUGUCGUCAUCACCGCCAUUGACCGUCAGCUACAAGGGCAAGAAUCGUGGGAUUUCAGGAAUCAUCAGCUAUGAGUACCAACCCCCGGCAGAUCUACUCGCGGAAACGAUCAAUGGUUCGAUACUAUGCCUAGUAGAAGCCGAGGAUAUCAAGGCGUUCAGCCGCCUCGCUAAGGAGAGCGAGGGAUUCAUGGCAGCUGCACCUGGCACCGAUGUGAUGGAUGUUGACGGCGGUGCAUCGAACCUGGACGGGAUCAUUUCGAGGACGCCGGAGGGAAUCUCCUACAUCCCAAACUCGGACGCCCAAACCCUGGACCCUCGAUACUCGCAGACCCUGGGCAUGGUACUCCUCCGCGGUAUCGAUACUAAGAACGGUGUUUUUCAAAUCCUCACCCCGAUUCCCUUGGAGCGCAUUGAAGCCGCCAAAGCAGCAGGCCACCACCUGGUGCUGGUCCAUGGCAAGCUCGACUCCCCAGGUUGGGCGUACACCGAAGACUUGUACUACCAAUCCUUCAACACCGUCGAGGGCGACGCGAGGGACGACACAGUGGAGGUGAUGGACGAAGACACGGAGAGCGACAGGUCAGACGAGGAGCCAGAGAACCUCGAACUGGCCGGCGACGUCAGCGACACGCCGUGGAUCGAGGUGCUGCAAGGCCACGAGAAGCGGCCAGUAGGGUCGCGGGUGUGGAGAGUACGGCGCGAUCUAGGCCGGGCCGGGCCGGGAGCUGAAUGA
Messenger RNA from Colletotrichum spaethianum, 2049 nucleotides. RefSeq names its product polynucleotide 5'-hydroxyl-kinase GRC3. The coding region runs from base 1 to 2049 and encodes 682 amino acids. Gene Ontology annotation, biological process: cleavage in ITS2 between 5.8S rRNA and LSU-rRNA of tricistronic rRNA transcript (SSU-rRNA, 5.8S rRNA, LSU-rRNA). The record is from RefSeq and is a predicted model, not a curated record. NCBI's taxonomy places the organism in Eukaryota, Fungi, Ascomycota, Sordariomycetes, Glomerellales, Glomerellaceae. Gene Ontology annotation, cellular component: nucleus. The transcript has 4 exons. Gene Ontology annotation, molecular function: polynucleotide 5'-hydroxyl-kinase activity.